AUGGAGCAGAGAAAUGCCGCUUUCGCGAUCCACAACAACGCCAAUUGUCAAUUAUGUUUAAAAUCCGGUCAUGAUGCAAAAUCUUGCCGACAGAAUAAUACAACUAAUAACAAUAAAAUCUCGGUAAUUUGUCAAUGGUGCGAAAGAUCCGGCCAUUCUGCAAAUAAUUGCUGGGAGAAACAGAACGAACAACGUUAUGCGGGAAAUAAAACUCGCGUAACUUGUCAAAUUUGCAACAACUUCGGACACAUUGCUAAAGAUUGUCGAUCAAAACUAAACCAGCAAACGGGAUCUAGGAAUUCUUUAUUCUGCCGCUAUUGCAAGGAGCAAGGUCAUCUUCUCGAAAAUUGUCAAUUACGCCAUGCCAGUAAUUUUCGAAAAAAAGAAAAUAAUCAGAAAAACUACAACGGCCCCUCGACCGCGGGUGCACAACAGGGGUCCGAACGAGAGCCGCACCCGUCCAAAACUCAGGUAGCCAAGUAG
Formica exsecta is the source of this 483-nucleotide messenger RNA. Its product is annotated as cellular nucleic acid-binding protein homolog. NCBI's taxonomy places the organism in Eukaryota, Metazoa, Arthropoda, Insecta, Hymenoptera, Formicidae. The transcript has a single exon. Bases 1 to 483 code for a protein of 160 amino acids. Gene Ontology annotation, molecular function: nucleic acid binding; zinc ion binding. The record is from RefSeq and is a predicted model, not a curated record.